UUUGCUGGCUUAAAGGCUGAAUUCAGCUGCCCGGUGACUUCACAGCUGUUCCUGCAGCCCUGUAGUAUCUGUCCCUUCUGCUCUGUCCCCUCAGCUGGGUCUGCAGCGCUGACUCGGGGAUUUUCUUAUGAAAAUGCCUGAUGGGCGGGAGGAGGAUCUGGAGGUUGGCGGGGGAAAAAAUGAGUAAUGCAAAGCAGACUGUUUAGUAAAUGCUGCAUGAGAAAUAAAAGUAAAAGCUGGCUCCCAUCUCUGGGGACUCUAGAAUGAUUCUGACUUAUCAUGUCACUGAGCAGUGUUGGGGGAAGCCAAAGCUCGGAAUCUGCUGGCAAGGAAAAGAAUGAAGAUAAAAAAAUGACAGGGAGGGGCAAUCCAGAGGGGGAAGAAAUAAAAGAGUGAGAGGGAAAGACAAGCGUCAUUCAGGAACAGAGGUAAAGGGAAAGAAGGAACUCCAGCACUUAACACCAUAGAGUGCAGUGUUUUUAUAUCUUUCCUCUUCCCCAGAGGAGAUCCCUAUUCUGACACUUUUAUUGACAGACGGGCUGUUACAGGCUCUUUUCCCAGAAGUUGACCGGAGAAGCUCAAACACUGCUGUCUCUUCCCUCCCGAGUCCAGUGGUUUCCCUGGUAAUGGAGUGCUUCUCUCCGAGCUUCCACCUGGGUAAGGCUCCCCAGGCCUAGUCCGUGAACUCAGCUAGGAAACGCCACUAGGAAAAAUGAAUGAAGAGCCCAUAAAGGAGAUCCUGGGAACCCCCAAGUCUCCCAAGCCAGUGACAAUGGAGAAGAGCCCCAACGGUGAAGUCACGGUCACCACGGCCCCCCUGGUUAGUGAGAGCCAGCUGACGGCCGCUACGGGGGGCGCCGAGCUCUCCUGCUACCGCUGUAUCAUCCCCUUCGCAGUGGUGGUUCUCAUCGCGGGGACAGUGGUCACGGCCGUGGCUUACAGCUUCAACUCCCAUGGCUCCAUCAUCUCCAUCUUUGGCCUGGUCGUUCUGUCACUGGGACUCUUUUUGUUAGCCUCCAGCGCCUUGUGCUGGAAAGUGAGACAGAGAAGCAAGAAAGUCAAGAGGCGGGAGAGUCAGACGGCUCUCGUGGCAAAUCAGAGAAGCUUGUUUGCUUAGGACAGAAUAAGACCAAAUGGGAGAAGAGAAGUAGCCUGAAAAACCCGCUCUCACUGUGCCAACCGGCUCACCCAGAACUAGCGCGGGAGGGAAUGGACUUGGCCCUGGAGCAGCUGAGAGGUGUAGGCAUGGGUUAGGCAUGGAAGGAUGAAGGGAGUUCUCCUUUUCAGGAACCACUCGGCUCUUCUUUAAUGACAAACUUAACUCUAAGGGCUAUUUCUAAGACUGAAAAAUCAGCUUUUUUUCUCUACAUUAAAUGGGGUCAUGGGUGCUGCACAGCACUGGACAACGUUCGGUUCACUUUGGAAAGUAGCCAAGAAAAAAAUGAGAAAAUAGACAAUUCUGACAUACGAGCAACCUGCCUCGAAAUAACUCAUACUUUUAAGAAGUUAUAUUAUUAAAACGUCCUGCCGAGAGUCUAAAUUGCCUUGGAUUUUCCAUAUUUCUAUGAAAUUCUGUGAUAAAUUCUUUUCAGUAAGUCAAUUCUUUGGCAUCUGUUUUUCCACUUUCAGUAACUCUUCACCGGUGGUACUUCUCCUUGAAGAAUAAACUAAUAUUUUUUAUGUUUUAACAUUGGACAGUUUUAGAUGACUGUAAUGAUGUGUAAAAAGGAAAAAAAAAGGGAAAAGGUGUAGCUACUAGUUGAGACGGGGGAUUAAAUUAAUAUUAAAAUAAUCCAAUAUAGCACUUUUGAUGACUUUUAUAUUAAAGUUUAAUGUACAUUUUAUUCAAAAUAAUAAAUAUGCAUUGCUGCUGAA
Molecule: messenger RNA, 1875 nt
Organism: Manis pentadactyla (Chinese pangolin)
Lineage: Eukaryota; Metazoa; Chordata; Mammalia; Pholidota; Manidae
Gene: TMEM100
Product: transmembrane protein 100
Exons: 2
Coding region: 713-1117 (134 amino acids)
Biological process (GO): cellular response to BMP stimulus
Source: RefSeq, a predicted model, not a curated record